Molecule: messenger RNA, 3175 nt
Organism: Phaeodactylum tricornutum CCAP 1055/1
Lineage: Eukaryota; Bacillariophyta; Bacillariophyceae; Surirellales; Neidiaceae
Exons: 3
Coding region: 1-3045 (1014 amino acids)
Molecular function (GO): oxidoreductase activity, acting on the CH-OH group of donors, NAD or NADP as acceptor
Source: RefSeq, a predicted model, not a curated record
AUGACUGUAAUUGACAACAAUAGCGAAGACACUGGGGGAAUGCGUUGUUGGUUGCCACGGGAAAAUGGUUCUGACGACCAAGAGGCGGCGAGCCUACAGAAUUUGGAUUGUCUGUGCUUGGGGACGGGACGGUUUUUGCGUUCCGUUCUCGUGCCGGCUUUAAACUCCUUUAGUCAUUCAGUUUUGGUGCAAACGCGGGGACGCUCCUUUCUGGAAUAUAUGGCGACGCAGGAUGGGGAUGACAACGGAACGUUUCCGGUGGACACCGUCCUGCCAUCGGGCGAAAUAAAGACUGACCGAUACCGAUGCUACGGGGCAUUUUCGUGGGGACGAGUCGAAGACAAGGCAGCUUUUUAUGACGUUUCCCGGAAGACUAGUGGACCCUCGGUUAUCGGUGUAGGAGUAACGGAGGCGGGCUUGGCAUCAUCCGAGACCCAGGCUAUGAAAGACCUGUACGAUUUUUUGGAGUACUAUCAAGACAUGUGGGAGGAACGCAGCCUUUGGAAACCAGCUCUAACCCCACACAAAAAGCUUUGUGUCAUCGAUAUGGACAACAUUCCCCAGAAUGGGGAUGUCUUGGCGCGUCAUAUGAAUAGUUUGGCGCAGGACAAUGCAAGAAUGUUGCGUUUCUUGGCCGACAAGGUUGUAUUUUUGAAUACCAUGGUCGAUCGGAUCACAUCCCAUCGUGAAGGAGACCCAAUGGUUCCCAAGGCAGAACCGGUCCCGGCCAAGGCUUUGGUAAUUCUUGAUUCUGAGGGGGAUCUUCCAGUAGCGUUUCAUAAAAUGAAAGAAUCCCACGGGGUAGUAGUACGCUCAACGCGGGCCGAACUCGAAAUUGACUUGGCUCUAAAGUUACGGGUUGCCAAUGGCACGCACACAGCCUUAGCACACAUACUGGCUCUGACUAAACGAACAAUGACAGAUGCACUCACUGUUGACGGAGUUGCUGGACCGUUGCUCUUGGCAUACUUAGAUGCGCUUGUGGAAACACAGAUUCUAGCUGCUGGCGGGGCGUCGGGACUGGAACCCCACGCUACAGCCGCCUUAGAAGUAUGGCAAGACUGGCGAUCAAGGCUGACGCAUCCAUAUUUUGGUCUAAGUUCUUUUUUCAUUACUCAAAACGGAGCAGCUAAGGGCGGAAUCCGCCUUGGACCAACUGUGCUAGAUCUGGUAACAAGAAGUCAGACUACACAGCCGCUCAAUGUCGCGAUGGCGUUUGCUUGGGCAUGCUUGCUGCGCUGGUUGACGCCAGACCGCAGGAGAGAUAGUGAGGAUGAGAAAAGUAGUCGCUAUUCAUUGACGGAAGAAAUGACGUUUACAACCGCUAAAGGUGUCUAUACAGGUUGGUUACAAGGGUCAGAACUCAAUAACACGGAAGACGCAACUACGACAUACGCUGAUGGAUUGCACUACAAUCUGAGUCAAGAUUGGUAUGAAUUUCGGUGCUCCUGCAAAGUGCCAGUAGGCAGCAGAACUCAACUGCAAAAACCAUUGUCAGAUGUUUUGGGUGCUUUAGUUUGUAGUGGUCCGCGGCAGCCGGUAGCAUACCAUGGAAUAGUCCGGUCGUACCUCUUGGCAACCGACGGCGGAAAUUUAAACGCGAUUGCCGACAAGCGGGCCAUGAAUGACCUCGUGGCUGGAGUGUCCACUCUAUACGCUCGCAUGAUUGUCGGGGACGACAUUUUGAGUAUUCUGAAAGAAAUCGGGGACAACGACGGCGCCUUUAUUGAUGGUUUCGCCACAGCGUGUACAUCUAUGGCAGAUGUGUCUUGUUUGAGUCAGGGUUGUCCUUUAGCAUUUCGACGUAGUCCUGUCCCGAAUCACAGCCGACUACUGUUGUUGUCUAUCCACAAAGAUACGAUCGAUACAGUUGUAACUUCUGAAGUAGCCUCCGCUAUCGCCAUUGAUUUGCAUACUCACUUGCUGCCACCCUCACACGGCCCGCUCUGCUUGUGGGGUAUUGAUGAGCUAUUGACUUAUCAUUAUUUAGUGGCGGAGUUCUUUAUAACUGCUCCGGCAUCGAUGACACCAGACGGCUUCUAUGCUUUGCCAAAGAAACAGCAAGCGGAUACAAUUUGGCGGGCACUUUUUGUGGAGAGAUCACCGCUCUCGGAGGCAUGUCGCGGAGUCAUUACAGUUUUGGUGUCUCUCGGAUUAGAGAACGCACUAGCGGACCGCGACUUAAACUUGAUUCGUAAAUUUUACAAAGGCUUCCGGGACGAAGGCCUAACCGGAGCAGAGAAGUUCAGUUCUUUAGUUUUCAGCAAAUCGGGUGUCCGGUACAACAUUAUGACAAACAUUCCCUUUGAUCCCAACGAAGAGAGGUACUGGCGUCCUAAACCAAAAGAUUAUUCGGACAAUUAUCGCUCUGCUUUACGUGUAGAUCCCCUCCUGACUGGUGAUUGCCGAACGAUUGAAUUGGCUUUGAAGGGCUCGGGAUACGACAAUACUAUCGAGGGGGCGCGUCAGUACUUACGAGACUGGUGCGAUACAAUGAGUCCGGAAUACAUGAUGGCGUCGACGCCGCAUGACUUUCUGCUGGAAAAAGGCACCUUGGGUUCCUCGACAUCUACCGGUAUUAAUGAAGAGGCAUUGAAACUCCCGGGCGCUUUCGCUCAGCUCAAGAACCAAGAAAUUAGCUGCAAUAGCACAGAAGAUGACAGUCCGAGUGUUAUUAAUGAGAACAGUGAUUUCUUGGGCAACGUGUUGAUGAAAAUCUGCGAGGAGCGCGAUUUACCUGUGGCCCUAAAGAUUGGAGCGCAUCGGAGAGUUAACCCAGCCUUAAAGCAAGCAGGCGAUGGUAUGGUUGCGUUUGCUGAUGCUGGUAUGCUUGGGCGGCUGUGUUCCAGGUUUCCAAAAGUUCGCUUUCUCGCAACCUUUUUAUCUCGUAACAACCAACACGAGGCUUGUGUCUUGGCGUCCAAGUUUCGCAAUUUGCACAUUUACGGAUGUUGGUGGUUCUGCAACAACCCAAGCAUUAUUCGAGAGAUUACCCAAAUGCGAAUUGAAAUCUGUUAUACAAAUGGCCCCACUCGCGAGCCGUAAUUGCGGCAGUUCUGAAGGAUGAAAUGGCCAAGAUGGUAGCUUCGGGGUGGACUCCUACCCGUGCCGAAAUUAGACGAGACGUCGCCCGUCUUUUCGGGGCUAGCUAUGAGGAGUUCAUGCGCAAGUCUCU